Jaculus jaculus (lesser Egyptian jerboa) is the source of this 929-nucleotide messenger RNA. RefSeq names its product uncoupling protein 1 (gene Ucp1). The transcript has 6 exons. Gene Ontology annotation, biological process: mitochondrial transmembrane transport; response to cold; adaptive thermogenesis. Gene Ontology annotation, cellular component: mitochondrial membrane. Bases 3 to 929 code for a protein of 308 amino acids. The record is from RefSeq and is a predicted model, not a curated record. Gene Ontology annotation, molecular function: oxidative phosphorylation uncoupler activity. Lineage: Eukaryota; Metazoa; Chordata; Mammalia; Rodentia; Dipodidae.
AGAUGGUGAGCCAGACAGCCACGGACGUGCCCCCUCCCACCAUGGGGGUCAAGAUCGUCUCCGCCGGGGUGGCCGCCUGCCUGGCAGACGUGAUCACCUUCCCGCUGGACACUGCCAAAGUCCGACUGCAGAUCCAAGGCGAGGCUCCGAACUCCAGCGGCAUCAAGUACAAAGGCGUCCUGGGAACCGUCACCACGCUGGCGAGGACCGAAGGGCCGGCGAAGCUGUACAGCGGGCUGCCCGCCGGCAUUCAGAGGCAAAUAAGCUCCGCCUCCCUCAGGAUCGGCCUGUACGAUUCGGUCCAGGAGUACUUCUCGGAAGGGAAAGAAACAACACCCAGUUUGGGAAAUAAGAUGUGCGCUGGCUUAAUGACCGGAGGGGUGGCAGUGUUCAUUGGACAGCCCACAGAGGUGGUAAAAGUGAGGCUCCAAGCGCAGAGCCACCUGCAUGGCAUCAAACCCCGUUACACCGGAACUUACAACGCCUACAGAAUUAUUGCAACGACAGAAAGCUUUUCGACCCUAUGGCGUGGGACUACCCCUAACCUGUUGAGAAAUGUCAUCAUCAAUUGCACAGAGCUGGUGACGUAUGACCUGAUGAAGGGAGCCCUUGUGAACAACCAAAUAUUAGCAGAUGAUGUCCCAUGCCACUUGCUGUCUGCUUUGGUUGCUGGAUUUUGCACAACAUUCCUGGCUUCUCCAGCGGAUGUGGUGAAGACAAGAUACAUCAAUUCUCCAGCGGGUCAGUACCACAGCGUGCCCAGCUGCGCAAUGGCAAUGCUCCAAAAAGAAGGGCCAACGGCGUUUUUCAAAGGAUUCGUGCCUUCCUUCCUGCGUCUGGCCUCCUGGAAUGUCAUUAUGUUCGUGUGCUUUGAGCAGCUGAAGCGAGAACUGAUGAAGUCAAGGCAGACGGUGGACUGUACCACAUAA